GACAGAACGCAAAAUAAAAUUUACAAAAAAAAAAAAAACCUAAACCUACUAAAGACUGUUUGAAAACCGGUAAAACAAAUAAAUUAUACAAAACAAAAGUGAAGGAAAAAAAUAACAAAACCAUUUCAAGUGCAAAAUGAAGCUGCUCUUCGGUUUCCUGUUCAUCGCUCUAACUCUCAAUGGCGUUUUGACUUUGCCAGCACGUAAUAAUCCGCAAGAUGACGCCGAGGUAAUUUCCCAGCCACGUCAGCCAUCGUCCGAUCCUGAUUUCCAUGACUUUAAGGGUGUCAUCGAUACGGGCUCUGGCUAUCCCUUCCUACAGCCACAUCCCUCGUCGUUUAAUUUGGGUUUCUUCGAUUCAUUUGAAGACAUUUUCCGCCGUCUGCGUUCUCGUAUCUGGCCUGUAAUUCCAUCUGGUUUUGGUGGAGCAAAUGAUGAUGGAGCCAUUGGCACUGGGGAUGACUCAAGUGAUGAUUCUGGCUCUGGCUUCUCCUUUGGCUUGAGACCAUUGAUUCCAUUGAAUCCUAAAAAUGGAAAUACAACUUCAACAGUUAAGGUUGUCGAUGGUCACAAAGUGGAAAUCAAUGAGACCGUCUACGGUGAUUCAAACAACGUAUUCAAGGUUCGUGUGGUCAAUGUCCGUCCUCUGGCAAGCGGCGAAGAAGUCGCUAAAACUGUGACCAGUAAUCAGGGUGAAGAGGCCAAACCGACUGUUGCUGCCGCUGGACCCAGCACUUCGUCUCCCUUCAAGCCUGAUGAAUACGAUGACGAGGACGAGAACGAUCGUCGUGAACCUUUGGAGAAGCAACCGAAAGAAAAUGAAAUUCAUGAUAUCGAUGGACCUCAGGUAUAAAUCAUAAAAAAAACCAAAUAAAAAAAAAAACGCCUGUAAAUUUCUUUGCGAACAAUGCUUUUAUUUCGAAAACAAUAUCGUUUAGCUCUCUACUAACCGCAAAAACAACUUUAAUUUGUAUAAAUUGAGCAGCUUCUAAAACAACAAAAUGUAAACUUGUAAUAUAUAUAUAUAAACAAUAAAUAUUUCUAAUAUAUUUUUUACAAAUACCAACAAAAACAAAAAUAAUAAACGUUUGCAUAUUCAAACAAAA
Messenger RNA from Drosophila willistoni, 1106 nucleotides. RefSeq lists its product as uncharacterized. Bases 137 to 853 code for a protein of 238 amino acids. The transcript has 4 exons. NCBI's taxonomy places the organism in Eukaryota, Metazoa, Arthropoda, Insecta, Diptera, Drosophilidae. The record is from RefSeq and is a predicted model, not a curated record.